Molecule: messenger RNA, 1723 nt
Organism: Oryza brachyantha (malo sina)
Lineage: Eukaryota; Viridiplantae; Streptophyta; Magnoliopsida; Poales; Poaceae
Product: serine carboxypeptidase-like 51
Exons: 13
Coding region: 85-1509 (474 amino acids)
Biological process (GO): proteolysis
Molecular function (GO): serine-type carboxypeptidase activity
Source: RefSeq, a predicted model, not a curated record
GCUAGCCACCAGCUGCAGGAGAUGAAUUGUAUAUAGAGUGAUCAAUGUCGUCGCAAUAUUAUCUCUUGUAGUGUCCUGUUUCCCAUGCGUGGAAUGGAGAUGCAAUCACAUGCUUGCCUCCUCCUCCUCCUCCUCGUCAUCGUCUUGAUAAUCCUCUCUCCACUCCAUAGCCAGAGCGCUGCCACCAUCACCAAUGGCACCGCCGACGGCAGCGAGAGAUGGGGCUAUGUACAAGUCCGGCCAAAGACGCACCUGUUCUGGUGGUACUACAAGAGCCCGCAGCGGGUAUCGUCGCCGGCGAACCCAUGGCCAACCAUCCUCUGGCUCGAGGGAGGACCGGGAGCCUCCGGCAUCGGGCAGGGCAACUUCGUGGAGGGUGUUGGGCCGCUUGACGCCAACCUGAACCCUCGAAACUCGACGUGGUUGUCCAUGGCCGACCUCAUCUUCGUGGACUUCCCGGUGGGCGUCGGGUACAGCUACGCCGAGGACCCGAGCAUGAUGGUGACGAGCGACUUGGAGGCGGUCUCGGACGCCAUGGCUCUCCUGGAGGCUCUGGUCCAAGAGAUACCCACGCUGCCGGGCGGCAGCCCGCUGUUCCUCGUCGGUGAGUCCUACGGCGGCAAGUUUGCCGCCAUGAUCGGCGUCGCCGUCACGAGAGCCAUCCGCGCCGGCACCAUCAACCUCACCCUCGGAGGUGCGACGAUGAGAUCUUGCAACUCAACCCAGCAGUUUGCAAAUCCGGAACACAACACAUCCUUGAUGUCGUAUCCUUGGUUACUGACGGCCGUGUCGCGGUUGGACGACAUCAAUUUCGGGAAGGCCAUCCAGAUUGCCCAUAUGCUGAAGCAGCAGACGGAUGCGGAGCAGUUCACUGCCGCGCUCAAGACAUUUAUCGAUAUAUUCGACUUGAUCAGCUCCAGCAGUGGCUAUGUGAGCAUAUAUAACUUCAUGACGGAUAACAGCAUGGACCCAUUUGCGCCGUCAGGCUUCGCACCAAGAUUUCUGCCGUCAGGGAAGAACAACAGCCUGCUGGUGUCGAGCUCAAAUAGCAGCAGCACAAUAAUUGAUGACAUCAUGAACGGGGUCAUCAAGCAGAAACUGAAGAUUAUACCCAAGGAUCUUGUGUGGCAAGAUGCGUCGCUUGCGGUCUUCGAAUCGCUCAGCAACGACUUCAUGAGGCCAGCAAUCGAGCAGGUUGAUGAACUACUGUCUCUUGGCGUUAACGUCACAGUGUACAACGGACAGCUUGACCUCAUCUGCUCAACCAUUGGCGCAGAAGCAUGGGUGAGGAAGCUCAAAUGGAGCGGACUGCAUGACUUCUUAAUGGUGCCAAGGAAACCAAUACACAAUUGUAAACCUGGUUACCUCACCAAUGGAUUUGUGAGAUCAUACAAGAACCUGCACUUCUAUUGGGUCCUCGGAGCUGGACAUUAUGUUGCUGUCGACCAGCCUUGCACCGCCAAGUACAUUAUAGGUAUAAUAACUCGGUCUCCAGCUUCUGGGACUUAGUUUCACUUCGAGGAUCGAUCGAUCGAUGACUGUGAACUGCUGGAAUAAAACGGUCCAGUCUGAUGUAUUUGAUGGAACAAUUAAUAGUGCAUGUGCAUGUAUCGCAGUAUAAAUGUACGUACUAUGAUGCAUGUGCGGUUGUAUAUAUUUUAAUUACCCACAUUAUGUGGGCCACAUACGUACACUACUGUUCGGUUUUGGUGUGUUUGUUUUA